Messenger RNA from Caretta caretta (loggerhead turtle), 3795 nucleotides. It is a transcript of the gene SLU7, whose product is annotated as spliceosome associated SLU7. Gene Ontology annotation, biological process: mRNA splicing, via spliceosome. Gene Ontology annotation, molecular function: pre-mRNA 3'-splice site binding. The record is from RefSeq and is a predicted model, not a curated record. Gene Ontology annotation, cellular component: spliceosomal complex. Lineage: Eukaryota; Metazoa; Chordata; Testudines; Cheloniidae.
AGCAGCACCCCCACGGGUUCCUUUAAGAGGCGGCGCCAGAGCCGGCGGCGCGGUGCAUUAUGGGACAGUGGAGGGGAGCUGAGGCCUAGUUGGUAAACACGGAGCCGGGGCCUGUCUUGCGUCGUCUGCGCUCUCCGGAAGGAAAAAGACAAUGGCAUCUGGGACUGUUGAAAUAAUUAACUCUACCCCUGCGGGAGGGUCGAAUGAUGUAAGCUUGGAGGAACCAAAGAAGAUGACAAGAGAAGACUGGAGGAAAAAGAAGGAACUAGAAGAACAGAGAAAGUUGGGUAAUGCUCCAGCUGAAGUGGAUGAGGAAGGAAAAGAUAUCAACCCUCAUAUUCCUCAGUACAUCUCUUCAGUGCCAUGGUACAUAGAUCCUUCAAAAAGACCUACAUUAAAGCACCAGAGACCUCAGCCAGAGAAGCAGAAAGAGUUUACCUCCUCUGUGGAAUGGUACAAACGAGGUGUUCAAGAGAAUGCUGUUGCAACUAAGUACCGCAAAGGAGCCUGUGAGAACUGUGGUGCAAUGACACAUACAAAGAAAGACUGCCUGGAGAGACCUAGGAAAGUUGGAGCAAAAUUCACAGGCCUUAAUAUUGCACCAGAUGAACAUAUGCAGCCUACGCUAAUGUUUGAUUACGAUGGGAAGAGAGAUCGUUGGAAUGGUUAUAACCCGGAAGAGCACAUGAAGAUUGUAGAAGAAUAUUCCAAAGUUGACUUGGCUAAACGUACUCUGAAAGCCCAGAAGUUGCAGGAAGAGUUGGCUUCAGGAAAACUGAUGGAGCAGGUGAACUCCCCAAGACACCACUGGGAAGAGGAGGAAUCAAAUUCACAGACCGAAAGAGAUCAUAACAGUGAAGGUGAGGAUGAAGAUAAAUAUGCAGAUGAUAUUGACAUGCCUGGACAGAACUUUGACUCCAAAAGACGUAUUACAGUCCGAAACUUGCGUAUUCGGGAAGACAUUGCUAAAUACUUGAGGAAUCUAGAUCCAAAUUCUGCCUACUAUGAUCCCAAAACGAGAGCAAUGAGGGAGAACCCAUAUGCCAAUGCAGGCAAGAAUCCAGAUGAAGUUGGUUAUGCAGGUGACAACUUUGUUCGUUACACUGGUGAUACCAUUUCAAUGGCACAAACUCAGUUGUUUGCUUGGGAGGCUUAUGACAAAGGCUCCGAAGUUCAUCUUCAAGCAGACCCUACAAAACUGGAACUCCUGUACAAAUCCUUCAAGGUGAAAAAAGAAGAUUUUAAGGAACAGCAGAAAGAAAGCAUCCUAGAGAAGUAUGGAGGACAAGAACAUCUAGAUGCUCCACCAGCUGAACUGCUGUUAGCCCAGACAGAAGACUAUGUGGAGUAUUCUAGGCAUGGAACAGUCAUCAAAGGACAAGAAAAAGCUAUUGUCCGUUCUAAGUAUGAAGAGGAUGUAACUAUCAACAACCACACAUGUAUAUGGGGUUCAUAUUGGAAGGAAGGCAGAUGGGGAUAUAAAUGCUGCCACUCAUUUGUCAAGUAUUCCUAUUGUACAGGAGAAGCUGGGAAAGAAAUCGCUAAUACUGCAUUAGACUUACCAGAGGAAAAACCUACAGAGGAAGAGUAUAUGGCAAAAUCCAAAACAUUGAUGGAGAUACAUCAAGAAAAACAGAAAGAUGAGAAAAAGAAGAAAAAGAAGAAGCAAAAGAAGAGUCCAAAUUCAGAUAGUGAGGGUGAAGAGAAAAAGAAACAUGAAAAACUGAAAAAGGCAUUAAAUGCAGAAGAGGCUCGUCUCCUCCAGGUUAAAGAAAUCAUGCAGUUAGAUGAGAGGAAGAGGCCAUAUAACAGCAUGUAUGAAACAAGGGAGCCUACAGAAGAGGAAAUGGAGGCUUAUAGAAUGAAACGCCAAAGACCUGAUGAUCCUAUGGCCUCCUUUCUUGGACAGUAAUUAUGUGAAAGACAUUCCAGCAUACAGUUCUUGGCUAUUGUAUAUGAUACUUGGUAAACCAGUAACUGGAGCUUUUCUUUCCACGUUUCUGUAAAAAAACUGCACAAGUCUGCUUUGCAGAAAUGGCCUGGCUUUUGCCAGGGAAAAGAAGUCUAUGAAUGAAGUUAACGGCUGGUGCUAUAAGCAUAGUAGCGCUUUCCUUUUUUGAAAAGUAUACUUGGUACAGACUUGUAUUACUGAAAGGGUAAGUUGAUACCUUCUAAAAUUCAUCGUAACAAGUAACGGGAGGGAGGAACCUAUAAAUUCAGGAAAACAAACUGCAUCUAAACCAGUUGGCCAGCAGGUGUCACUGUUAUGUAAAAACUGAUGAAUGUAACACAGACUCUGUCUACACUAGGGACCUUACAGUGGCGCAGCUGCGCCACUGUAAGAUCUCCUGUGUAGCCGCUCUCUGCCAGCAGGAGAAAGCUCUACAGAUGGCAUAAACUAAAUCACCCCCAACAAGCAGUGGUAGCUAUGUUGGGGGGAGGCACUUUUGUCAGUGAAACUUCUGUUGGUUGGUGGGGGGGUGGUAUUUUUUUUCACACUCCUGACCGACAAAAGUGCUUAUGUAAACAAAGCCUUAAAAGUGAUAGGGUUGGAUGACUAAGAUCUUAAGACUUCUCUUAUGUGUGGCUUAGUAGGAGGGAAAUAGUCAUUCUUUAUCAUUUUGGUAAUUUUAGGAAUGCAAAAAUGUGUAAAAACUGAUGUGAUUUGAUGGACAGACUUGGUUGAAUGUAAUAUAAAUGUUAAUGCUGUCUGGUAACUGGGAAUAUUUUACUCUUGUCCUGAAGAGGUUGCAAGAAGUUGAUAUGCUACACAGAGCUUUGAAAUUCUUCCUGUGUUUUAGCUAACAGUGUAGCCUUAUGCAUACACCCCGAUAUGCAAUGCUGACAUCCAGUGAGAUAAAUUGCAUUUAUCAUGAAAGUUUGACUGGUUUACUUGCUCUGUCCGUACUCAUACAUGUCCAACAAAAUUCAAUCUCAUAAUCUAAACAUUUGAGCAGUUUAAACAGCCAACAUUACAAUUAUGUAUUUUAAAAAUAAAAAAUUACCAUAUUUCUUUAACCCUUUGCUCCUACCAAAACUCCAUCUUGCAAUAUUAAGUGACAAGUUUAAGGUCCAAUAUCUUAUGGUAUCUUAGUUAAAAACAUGCUGUCUACACCAUUGGAAAGUUGUGAUUCCCAGAUUUCCAAAGAGGCAGAGAUGCAGCUUUUGGUUCUGUCCCUGGAUGGCUGAGAUAUUGGAUAUGACACUUUCAGUAUAAACUUUUAAACAUUUAUAAGAAAUAUUAUAAACUCUCUCUCUCUCCCCCUCAAAAGGCUGUAUGGGUGAAUUAAUAUUAACAGAACCUAGCUUUACAGCUAGAAGGAUUAAGAAAGUAGUCCUAAUAGUGUUUUUAAAACAUGUAAUUUUUUUUCUCUUAAAUAUAUGGGAUAUCAAUUUCUAGUGGUGUGAUAUAGGAAGCUUUAUUAGCUUGUUUGAGUUAUGCAGGUCAUCCCUGAACAGCAAAGUCAUACAGCUGGGAGUCCUCCUCCUAUGCUAAUAUUUUUUCUACCAUAACCAUAUUUUUCUUAUUUUUUUAAAUCUUUUAUAAAUAGAAGCCCAAUUUCAAUGUGGAAAAAAUACUGACAUAACUUUCCUAGUUAUUUGAAAUGGUAUGGUAUCAUUAUCAGUUAAAAUCCAGCAUGUUACAGUAUACAGUUAAGUUGAUUUCUUGUCCCUCCAUUUUGUAUUGCAUUUGUCUUGUCCCUGUUUUUAACGCUCCUGUCUGCUCUGGAGCAUCUUUUACUUUCAGACCAUUCUGACUAAUACAAAAACUUCAAUAAAAAAUAAAAUAAGCUA